AUGUUCAAAAAGGUCGAGCGUAUUACAUGUGUUGGAGCGGGUUAUGUCGGUGGACCCACAUGUGCGAUGAUCGCCUAUAAAUGUCCCGACAUCCAGGUUACGGUGGUCGAUAUGAAUAUGGACAAGAUUACGCAGUGGAAUUCGGACAAUCUGCCAAUUUAUGAGCCAGGCCUGGACGACAUCGUAUUCGCGGCACGUGGUCGAAAUCUUCAUUUCGUCACGGAUAUCCCACGAGCGAUACGUGAAGCCGAUCUGAUUUUCAUAUCGGUGAACACCCCUACGAAGAUGUACGGUAGAGGAAAGGGAAUGGCCCCUGAUCUGAAGUACGUCGAGUCGGUAUCACGUACUAUUGCCCAGUAUUCUGAAGGUCCAAAGAUAGUGGUUGAGAAAAGUACGGUACCGGUUCGAGCUGCCGAAAGCAUCAACUGCAUUCUUCGAGAAGCCCAACGUAACGAUCCACGUCUGUCUUUUCAGGUGCUGUCCAAUCCGGAAUUUCUAGCUGAAGGAACAGCCAUUAGAGACCUGUCUAAUCCGGAUCGUGUACUGAUCGGCGGAGAAACUUCACCUGAAGGAGCGGCCGCUGUUGCCGAGUUGGUGCGAAUCUAUGAGCACUGGGUACCACGAGAUCGAAUCAUCACCACAAAUACCUGGAGUUCCGAACUAUCCAAACUGGCUGCCAAUGCUUUCCUUGCCCAACGGAUAUCAUCGAUCAAUGCAAUAUCAGCAAUCUGUGAAGCUACGGGAGCUGAUGUACAAGAGGUCGCUCAUGCGAUCGGCUUCGAUUCGCGGAUCGGGAACAAAUUCCUGCAAGCCAGCGUGGGAUUCGGUGGCAGUUGCUUUCAAAAGGAUGUCCUUUCAUUGGUGUACCUGAGUGAAUCACUUCAUCUCCAAAAAGUUGCCGAUUACUGGAUGGGAGUUAUCGAAAUCAAUAAAUGGCAACGUCGUCGAUUCUCUGACAAGAUCAUCGUUGAGCUGUUCAAUACCGUAGCCGAUAAGAAGAUCGCCGUAUUUGGUUUUGCCUUCAAGAAGAACACCGGUGAUACGAGGUACGACGGGUGGUUUUUCUACUUAAAUAGUUGUAAAGGAAAGUCACUUAAUAGCUCCCGGUCGCGUAUACGGUGUGAGAUCUUGCUGACAGAUUCCAAAAAGUCCUCACUCCAUUCAAAAUGA
Messenger RNA from Haemonchus placei, 1170 nucleotides. Lineage: Eukaryota; Metazoa; Nematoda; Chromadorea; Rhabditida; Trichostrongylidae. The record is from the annotation of a GenBank genome assembly.